Solanum pennellii is the source of this 1025-nucleotide messenger RNA. RefSeq lists its product as uncharacterized. Lineage: Eukaryota; Viridiplantae; Streptophyta; Magnoliopsida; Solanales; Solanaceae. The record is from RefSeq and is a predicted model, not a curated record. The transcript is spliced from 3 exons. Bases 65 to 601 code for a protein of 178 amino acids.
UUAUGGUUGAGCCUUCAUUUCUCUUUUCAACACACAGUAAAAAGAAGAAGCCAUUGAUGCAAAAAUGCUGAACUGUUUACACCCUGUUUGGAAGAACCCCAUCAUUCUUGCUUCCUCUGCUUCACCAUUUUUCCACAAUUUGAGAAAUACCAAACAGCUCAACUAUGGGGAAAAAACAAGACUUUACAGCAAAAGAUCAAGAAUUGUGUGUGGGUUUUUGCCAGUUGAUCCAUGGGCACCAAAUGUUGACUCACAGAGUAUAGCUUCACAGCUAUUUGCUUUUUCUCUGUUCCCUUAUGUGGGUUUUUUGUACUUCAUCACCAAAUCCAAGACUGCCCCAAAGCUUACACUUUUUGGGUUUUAUUUCUUGCUUGCUUUUGUGGGUGCCACAAUUCCUGCUGGAAUUUACGCGAAGGUGCAUUAUGGAACUUCCUUGUCCAACGUUGAUUGGUUGCAUGGAGGAGCUGAGUCACUGCUCACUUUAACCAAUUUAUUCAUUGUGUUGGGGCUAAGGGAAGCUAUUAGGAAAGCUGAGAAUGCUGAAGAGAGCAAAAACAAUGAUGUCUCCAGAAUUAAAGAAGAGAAGAAGUCAUCAAUCUAGUUGACAUGUACCUAUCAUCCUUUUGUUGUUUGUAGACAUCUGAAUAUCAGCGGCGGUUCAAAGAAAAAUGUUGCGUUUUCUUUGCCCGUCUGGUUUCACUAGGUAUAUGCUGUUACUGGAUGCUGCUUUGGACUCUUUUGUCCAUUGUAUUUUCACUGCAAGCAUAGGUUUAACAGUCCCAUCCUGAUGCAUCAUUAGAGAAAGAUUGUUGUAUAGAUUGCAUCAAUCAAUGUUAUGAACAGUCAAUGAAGCACAUAGUUAAUCACCAUCUUCUCUAGCUCUCAUGCAUGUGCUUAUUAUUUAAUCUGUUCAAGUUUAUUAUUCAAGUAGUCGUAGAAGUCUCUUGUAGUUUGUCAGUCUUCGAUAUCUGUUACAAUUUAUUGUUCUUGUACUUCAAUUAUAAUAUUAUUUUGUUAUAGUUUAA